AUGGAUUUGAGUGUGACCAGUGCGCUGCCGUCUACCACUUCGGUACCGCAAUCAUCUACAUACAACAAAUCCGAUAACCAUAACAAGAAUAAUAUCAACAAUGAAAUCAUGAAUUCAUUUGUGCCGAUGGAUUCAAAUCAACCCAGUGGAAGCGAUAGUACCAAGAUUUCUGCUUAUGCGAGACUAGAUUUCAGCUCUUUCACCUUUUAUAUCCAAACUUUACAAGUGCUUUUGGGACGAAGAAUCAACAAUGAUCAACUGUACUCGGUUGAUGUUCAUUUGGGCCCAACAAAGGCAGUUUCCCGGAAACAUGCGAAGAUAUUUUACAAUUUUGGCACCCAGAGGUUUGAAAUCCAGGUGCUUGGAAGAAACGGGUUAUUCAUUGACAACAACUUUGUGGAGAAAGGGGUGACAGUGCCAUUGUCAAACGACAAUAAGAUUCAAAUUGGCCAAGUUACAUUUACAUUUGUGCUUCCAAAUGGCGAAGAUAUAAAGAUUUCAAAGCCAGAAGUGCAGACUGUUCAAAAGAAGCAGCAGCAGCAACGACAACAAAAACAAGAACAAGAACAAGAACAACAGCAGCAGCAGCAGCAGCAGCAGCCGAUCCCCCCAAAACAACCCGAAACAUUAUCCUCGAAUGUAGUACCACCAAAAGUUAAGCAACCGAAAGCUGUUGUCAACAAUAAUGCUAUGGAUAUAAUACCUAAGAUAAAGCCCGAAACUUUGUCAAUCAUUCCGACAACCGUCAACAUUCCUCUAACGAAUACCGCAUUAAAAACUGAUCCGGUGAUGGCCACGCCCAUGGGUGAUAAAAGCAUUGAUCAAAUUCUUGCCCUUGCCAAAUCUACAGGAACAAUCAUCAACACUUCAACAAUUCCAUUAACCAAUCACUAUUUGCAAGAAACACAACAAAAACAACAAGAAGUGAAAAAGCCAAAUGUCAUUGUUCCAAAGAAAGAGAAGCGCACCACCAAACCUCCGAAAAAAGUUUACACCCUCGAAGAGAUUCCCGAAGAAUAUCGUACCAAGCCAGCAACCUCUUAUUCAAAUAUCAUAAUCCAUUGCCUCAGAACUUAUUCUACUGAUAAUAAAGGGAUGUCAUUAUCCGAGAUAUAUAAGUCUAUCCAAGACUUGUAUCCGUACUACAAAUUUUGUCCAGACGGUUGGCAAAGUUCGGUUCGUCAUAAUUUGUCGUUGAAUAAAGCGUUUAAGAAAAUUUCUAAAGAAGGGAAAGGUUGGCUAUGGGGUAUCGAUGAGGAUUAUUUUGCCGAAAAGGAUAAAGCGAAGAAGAAACAACCAAUUGAACCAAUCAACAGGGUAUUACCCAAUGUUCCUUUGGUUAAUAGUAUGCUCUUACCAAAUAGUAUUAUUAACCAGUACAGUGCAUCGACAAUUCCAUCCUCAAGACCACUUCUUUCUAAUUCCCUCCCACUAACAAACACCGCAAUUGGUAGUACUUAUUCCAGUUAUUCCAAGGCAAAUUCAGGGACUGCUGCUGUGAAAGUCGCCAACAAUAAUAAAGCCACGAAUAAUAAAUCAUCCUCUAAUAAGUUGAAUCUUUCCGAGGACAAUAAAAAGAUUUUAAAUAUUUUGCAAGAACAGCUCAAAAAGAUCACCAAAAAUAUCAAAGGUUUGAACAAAGAGACGGUGAUCAAAUUGUUGACUCAUGCAUUAUCUUCCACAAUGAACCAAUUGCAAAAAAACGCCAAUGGGCAGUCGUUAAUAAAGUAUGUGGAAAAGAAUCCUCAACAAUUGACAAAGAUUUUAACCAAUAGUUUGAACAAUGCUACGACCCAUGUAACUAAUGGGAAAAUGACAUUUGCAGAAUUGAUUUCGGGAAAAGUGAAAUCUACCGCUCCAAAACCUGCGACUACUGCAAAACCAAAUAUCAUUCAAAACUUGAGGCCAAGCUCAAUUCCUUUAAUCCCAUUGAAGCCUACAAGUGCCACGAAACCUACGAUUAUCCACGCCCCAAUUCCUUCAAUAGCCAGAAACACCCUGUCAAUAACACAACCCAAAGCCACUCCGGUUAAGAUCGAACCUGUUAGACAGAAUCAAACUGCUCCGCCAGCGCCACCACCACCAUCAUCAGUUUCGGCGCCUCUGAAGAAACCUAGAACUGCAUCGCUAAUUGCCCUUGAAAGUAACUUGGAUAAAUUACUUGCUGGCGAAGAAGCUUUGCCGGUUAAACUGGAAGUUCCAAAGAAGAGAACCGAUUCUCUUAUUGCUUUCGAACAAAAUCUUGAUCGUUUCUUGGCAGGAGAAGAGAAUUUGUUCCAUGGUCCUAAUGGGAAUAAUGCGGGUGAUCAUUUAUCAAAGAUUAAUGAAAGUGCCAUUGAUGAUGACGAUGAUGAUGAAACUGAGCCAAAUGGAAGUGCCAACAACGCUAAUAAAUCGGAACCACCAACUAAGUCAGAAAUUUCAGUUAAAUCAGAAGCAAAUUUGCCAAAAACUGAUCCAUCGAGUCUGUUGAAGCGACCUUUAGAUAAUGGUGAAGAUGAUAGCCUAAGGAAGCAAAUCAAGACUGAACAAGGCACCGGCUAA
Saccharomycopsis crataegensis is the source of this 2544-nucleotide messenger RNA. It is a transcript of the gene FHL1, whose product is annotated as Fhl1p. Gene Ontology annotation, cellular component: nucleus. Gene Ontology annotation, biological process: regulation of ribosomal protein gene transcription by RNA polymerase II. The transcript has a single exon. Lineage: Eukaryota; Fungi; Ascomycota; Saccharomycetes; Ascoideales; Saccharomycopsidaceae. Gene Ontology annotation, molecular function: DNA-binding transcription factor activity; protein binding; sequence-specific DNA binding. Bases 1 to 2544 code for a protein of 847 amino acids. The record is from RefSeq and is a predicted model, not a curated record.